Molecule: messenger RNA, 984 nt
Organism: Vigna umbellata (rice bean)
Lineage: Eukaryota; Viridiplantae; Streptophyta; Magnoliopsida; Fabales; Fabaceae
Source: RefSeq, a predicted model, not a curated record
AACAUGAACCAAUAAUAAAAACACUAUUAGGGAAUCUGAAAGUCGCACACUCUUAUAUAUUGUUUUGUAGUGUGUAACCCUUUCCAAAUUAGGUGGUUCUGGUGAAAUUUCAACACCAGUAGCUACCACCCACCACACCUUCCAUUCAGAAUGAUGGAGAAAAUAAAAGAGAAAAGAGAAUAGUGGUAGUGGAGCCCAAAUGGAUGAACAAAAUGUGCUCCUUUAAAACUAGAAUAGUUGUUUCUUUCCUACUGGUGGCUCUAAAGGGAAUGUGUUACAGGUGGAGAAUAUUGUGGUCAUUGGACACAGCUGCUGUGGAGGUAUAAAGGGCCUCAUGUCCAUCCCAGAUGAUGGGACCACUGCAAGUGAAUUCAUAGAGAAUUGGGUCCAAAUUUGCACCCCGGCAAAGUCCAAGGUUAAAACUGAAGCAGGCACACUAGAAUUCUCGGAGCAGUGUACCAACUGCGAGAAGGAAGCUGUAAAUGUAUCAGUUGGGAACCUUUUGACUUAUCCAUUUGUGAGAGAUGGUGUUGUGAAUAAAACGCUUGCUUUGAAAGGUGCACAUUACAAUUUCGUUAAGGGUACCUUUGAGCUGUGGGAUCUGGACUUCAAAAUCUCUAACUCUGUGUCUGUUUAAGAUCGGUGAAGCACUAAACCAAAGUGUUCUUAACCCUGUAUGCUUGUUGUUCAUGUACAUGAUCUUCCCUUUGCAAGUGUUUCAUAUAAGAAUCCCCUUUCCUCAAAUCCCCAGAAAAAAGAGACGAACACUGCUCAAAUAAUGGUCUUAGUCUUGAGACCAAUCCAUAAGUUAUUUUUUUCAUCGUUUUGGUUACAUUAGGCGAACUUCAGAACUUAUCUAGCUACUAAAAUCAAGCAAUGGAUUUGAUUUAGUAGAAGAUGUGUUCAGAAUUUAAAUGUGAAAAUUCAUAAACUUAUUAUAAGAUUUUAGUUUAAAGAUACUGUCAGAUGUAUGUUUGAUUUUAA